Pteronotus mesoamericanus is the source of this 853-nucleotide messenger RNA. RefSeq names its product histone H2A type 1. Gene Ontology annotation, cellular component: nucleosome; chromatin. Gene Ontology annotation, molecular function: DNA binding; structural constituent of chromatin; protein heterodimerization activity. The record is from RefSeq and is a predicted model, not a curated record. The transcript has a single exon. Gene Ontology annotation, biological process: heterochromatin formation. Bases 121 to 513 code for a protein of 130 amino acids. NCBI's taxonomy places the organism in Eukaryota, Metazoa, Chordata, Mammalia, Chiroptera, Mormoopidae.
AGCGCUGUAACUUUUCGCCAAUGGCACGGGGCCCCUUUCGCGCCCAGGAACGAGUAUAAACAGGGCAGCUCCGGGCGCUUCAACUCCAAUUCAAGUCGAAACCAAAAUUUUCUGUGCAUCAUGUCUGGACGCGGGAAGCAGGGCGGCAAGGCGCGCGCCAAGGCCAAGACGCGCUCGUCGCGGGCCGGCCUCCAGUUCCCGGUGGGGCGCGUGCACCGCCUGCUGCGCAAGGGCAACUACGCCGAGCGCGUCGGGGCCGGCGCGCCCGUGUACCUGGCGGCCGUGCUGGAGUACCUGACGGCCGAGAUCCUGGAGCUGGCGGGCAACGCGGCCCGCGACAACAAGAAGACGCGCAUCAUCCCGCGCCACCUGCAGCUGGCCAUCCGCAACGACGAGGAGCUCAACAAGCUGCUGGGCAAGGUGACCAUCGCGCAGGGCGGCGUCCUGCCCAACAUCCAGGCCGUGCUGCUGCCCAAGAAGACCGAGAGCCACCACAAGGCCAAGGGCAAGUGAAGUGGAAGAUUUGAGUCUUUCUCUACCUUAACCAAAGGCUCUUUUCAGAGCCACCCAUGUUCUCACUAAAAGGGCUUGCUUUUUCCGUAUUGUAGCAGCUGCUUGAAAAAUGACUUUAGUUCUGGCUUGUGUGGCUCAGUGGACUGAAUGCUGGCCGACGAACAAAAUGAUUGCUUUUUCAGUUCCAGCUAGGGGACAUGGUUAGGUGUCCGGACAGAGUCCCAGUUGCCGGGUGAGAGGCAACCAGAAGUUGACGUUUCUCCCUUUUUUCCUUCCCUUCUCUAAAAAUAAAAUUUUAAAGACCUUGACUGUAGCUCACCGAUGUCAGUACUUAAGUACC